GCUCAAGGCGGGUACCCGAUUAAGCGGGUCGGCAAAUAAAUAAACCCUUUAAACCCUACAAUUUCAGCUGAUAAACCCUAUAGAAAAGGUACCAAAUUUUGCUUCGAAUUGGAGAAAAUUAAUUUUGUGACGCAAAAGAAUGGAUCACAUAGCAGCACUUGAACAACAAAUGAUGUCAGAAAGAUUGAAAAAGAAGCUUAACGAAGUUAAUAUAGCUGCUGAAACCCAACUCGCCUCUGUCCAAGACCACAUUAAUUUCACUCUUCAGCAAGCGUACUUCAAAUGUGCAUAUGAGUGCUUUGAUAGAAACAGAAAGCAUGAAGAGAUUGGCAACUGUGUGGAGCAUUGUAGUGUCCCAGUUGUUAGAGCUCAACAACAUUUUGAGAAUGAGAUGUCCAAGUUUCAAGAAAGAAUGAAUAGAUCUCUGAUGGUCUGCCAAGACAAGUUCGAGACAGCUAAGCUACAACAGAUUGGCUCUGAUGCUGUGAAUAUUCUGGAGUCAUGUGUGGACCAGUCAAUCCAGGAAACCGUCAAGACACUGCCUCAUCUUGUUGAAAGAUUGAAAUCAAAUUUCUCUAUUAGAGAUUAAACUCAGCGAGCAUUGCCCGCGACUCGCAACAUUUUCAGUAUUUUGGAAGUUAUUAGAUCUCCAGUAAUCAGAGUGACUCACGAUUAUACUAUGCUGUGCCCUUCAAGACAGCGCGUGAUUUAGAAAAAAAUUUAACAUUUUAGAUUGCUUGCUGCUCUGCAAUGCAAUAUCAGCAUUUUAUUUAUUUUAAUAUAAUAAGAUUACUAAUUUUCUUCA
This is a messenger RNA of Mercurialis annua (annual mercury), 805 nucleotides long. RefSeq lists its product as uncharacterized. Gene Ontology annotation, cellular component: cytoplasm. The transcript is spliced from 3 exons. The record is from RefSeq and is a predicted model, not a curated record. NCBI's taxonomy places the organism in Eukaryota, Viridiplantae, Streptophyta, Magnoliopsida, Malpighiales, Euphorbiaceae. The coding region runs from base 140 to 589 and encodes 149 amino acids.